This is a messenger RNA of Cheilinus undulatus (humphead wrasse), 1186 nucleotides long. RefSeq names its product hes family bHLH transcription factor 6 (gene hes6). NCBI's taxonomy places the organism in Eukaryota, Metazoa, Chordata, Actinopteri, Labriformes, Labridae. The record is from RefSeq and is a predicted model, not a curated record. Gene Ontology annotation, molecular function: DNA-binding transcription factor activity, RNA polymerase II-specific; RNA polymerase II cis-regulatory region sequence-specific DNA binding; protein dimerization activity. Gene Ontology annotation, cellular component: nucleus. Gene Ontology annotation, biological process: regulation of transcription by RNA polymerase II; regulation of neurogenesis; anterior/posterior pattern specification. Bases 64 to 729 code for a protein of 221 amino acids. The transcript is spliced from 4 exons.
GGAUUACACUCCAACCUCCAGUCCAGUGGGCUUCUGGCAGCGCCUGGGUUAAACUUCAACAACAUGGCCCCCAUCCGUAACACCACGAACGGAAUGGACAGAGGAGAAAACUGCAGUGGAGUCAAAUCUGACAGAAAGAUGAGGAAACCUCUGGUCGAGAAGAAAAGGAGAGCUCGCAUCAAUGAAAGUUUACAAGAACUCAGAGUUCUCAUCGCUGAUGCAGACUUACAAUCAAAAAUGGAGAAUGCCGAAGUGUUGGAGAUGACAGUGAAACGCGUUGAGAGCAUCUUACAAAACCGAGCUCAAGAGGUGGACGCUGUGAACCGGGAGGCCUGUGAGCGGUUUGCGGCAGGCUACAUUCAGUGUAUGCAUGACGUGCAUACUUUUGUGUCCAACUGUCCUGGAAUCGACCCAACAAUAGCCGCGGAGCUGUUGAACCACCUCCUGGAGAGCAUGCCACUGAACGACGAGGACCGCCUCCGGGUGAUGCUACCGGACAUGGUGGUGGAGUGCCCCGGUAGUAACAGCACUUGGGCAGUGUCUGAGAGCAUGUACACGUCUCUGGUGUCCCCGGCCCCCUCCACCACCUCUAGCGAUGACCUCUGCUCCGACCUGGAUGAGACGGACACAGAGCAAAGUCACGUUUCUUCUUCAGAGGAGGCCGACAACCAGGAUGCGUUAAGCCUGCCCCCUUUAAUUUACCCCAAAUUUGUGUGGAGACCAUGGUAGAAAAUGUGUGAAAGAAGGCCAUGUUUCAAACUGCUGUAAAAGUGAUUUGUUUUGGCGUGGUUUGUGGGGUAACUCUAACACGUCAGAAACACUGCUAAGAUGACAUUUGAAGCUCGUGACAGCCACCUGAGAAGCUCUUUGUGUAAUUAUUGGGAAACUUCAGUUAAUCUUAAAUGUAUUUAAUAAAUAAUGUAUCUAAUUAGAGACUUGUGGGGCUCAUUUGGAAGUGCAUUGGCAUAAAUGGGCCUUUCAUCAGUAAAGUGGUAAAUGCUUGUAAAUAUUACUGUGUUAUGUAAGACUGAGCUAUAUAGACAAUAGCUGUCCCAUUAGAAGUUCAGUUUUGUGUGUAAAUUAUUUUAAAUGUAGGAAGUUUUUAACUUUGUAUUUAUUAGUGAUCGUUAGUAGGCUAACUCACCUGAUAAAUAUCAACUUUUCAAUAAAUAUCUUUUUAAACAAA